Messenger RNA from Mya arenaria, 10837 nucleotides. Its product is annotated as ATP-dependent translocase ABCB1-like. Bases 469 to 4443 code for a protein of 1324 amino acids. The record is from RefSeq and is a predicted model, not a curated record. Gene Ontology annotation, molecular function: ATP binding; ABC-type transporter activity; ATP hydrolysis activity. Lineage: Eukaryota; Metazoa; Mollusca; Bivalvia; Myida; Myidae. Gene Ontology annotation, cellular component: membrane. Gene Ontology annotation, biological process: transmembrane transport. The transcript has 27 exons.
CAACUUCCGGCAAUUUUCAAUUUGUUAAAUCUAAGUUAUUAAAGCGAUUUUUUUAAAAAUAAUUGCGGUUCAGUCGGUCUGAAACAAUGUGGAACUUAUUAAAAACUUUUGAAAUACGGUUACUUUUGCGGACUGUCGCUUUAACAGCUUACAAUUUUUUUAAUAAUCCUUGUUCAUCAUAGUAUGGCCGAUGUUGUGUCAUAGAAAAAUGCAGGAGAUUGUGCAAUCCAAUUGUAAAUAUAUUUCAUAUGGGAAUAUAAAUUUCUUAUGUGUGUAUUAAUAUGGAAUCAAAGAAAUCUUUCUCUGGUAUAUGAAGUUCUUUAUCAGUGAUUGUUUAGCUUACUGCAGGAGUAAGCUUGUGGUCUGAUCACACCUGGAAUUGUUGGAUUUCUAUAGGAACAUUAUAAAUCCAGUUUUCUGUUAGUUCAGCAGUUAUUGGAAAAAAAAUGUUUCCAAUGCUCUUCAUGAAUGCUGAAUUCUAAUGGAAAAGCUAAAGGGGCAGUCAGCCCAUCAGACCCGGUCAUCGAGAUGAAUGGACACACCAAGAAGGAUAAAGGGGGGAGUGACAAGAAAGGUGAUGGCGACAAGAAGAAAGAGUAUCAGGAAAUGGUCUCAGUCUUCGAAGUGUUCAAGUAUGCCACAUGCUUUGACAAGUUUUGCAUGAUCCUUGGAACAAUAUGUGGCUGUAUACAUGGAGCAGCAUUCCCAGUAAUGAUAAUCGUGUUCGGAGAAAUGAUCAACCUGUUUGUGACCACAGGGUCCAUUGAUGAUAUUGUUGAGCUACUCAAGAGCUGUGGAGGUCUAGUGGCUUUGAAUGUCACUGGUGAAGAUAUCCUCAAUGACCCAUCAUUACUUUACUCCAACAAAGACUUCAUCAGAGAGUACACGACAGCUAACUGCAGCAGUGUUGUAGAUUUGGAUGCAACGAAUAAUGACCUACAGACCAAAUUGCUGGAUACAAUGCAGGAAUACGCCAUCUACUUUAUCAUCAUUGGAUGUUCAGUGAUAGUUCUGGGCUACGGACAGGUGAUGUUCUGGAUGAUUGCAUCUGAGAAACAGACACAUUUAAUACGAGAGCGCUUCUACAGGAACAUCAUGCGACAAAACAUCGGCUGGUUUGAUCUGCAUGAGUCAGGAGAACUCAACUCCAGAAUCACUAAUGACAUUUCCAAGAUCCAUGAUGGUAUAGGUGACAAGAUGGGUCAGUUCUUCCAGUGGUUUUCGGGGUUUAUAGCGGGUGUGGUUAUUGGGUUUGUGUAUGGAUGGAAACUGACGCUUGUCAUCCUGGCAAUCAGCCCCGCCCUUGCAGCUGCCGCCUUCCUCAUGACCAAGUUGGUUGGCAUGGCCUCAGGAGCAGAGUUGAAGGCAUACGCACAAGCAGGGGCCAUUGCAGAAGAAGUGCUUGGGUCCAUAAGAACUGUAUUGGCAUUUGGAGGACAGGCGAAGGAAAGCAUAAGGUAUGAGAGCCGUCUGUCUGAGGCUCACGAUAUGGGAGUGAGAAAGGGUUUCGUUAGCGGAAUCUCCACAGGAGUGGUGUGGCUCAUCAUAUUCUGUGCCUAUGCACUCGGCUUCUGGUAUGGAGCCCAACUGUCUAGAGAUGAAAAGGAUGUUUACAACAUCGGCAACGUCAUGAUUGUAUUCUUUAGUGUGAUUAUAGGGGCAUUCUCACUAGGUAAUGCAGCCCCGCCCAUGCAGAGUUUGGCAGUAGCCCGAGGAGCAGCAUUUGUAGUCUAUAGUCUCAUUGAACAGGUUCCCCCUAUAGACAGUGCUUCGCCUGCAGGAAAGAAGCUUGACAAGUUUGAGGGGACAAUCAGACUGACCAAUGUCCACUUUAACUACCCAUCAAGACCAGAUGUUAAGGUGCUGCGCGGUGUUGACCUUGAAAUCUGUCGAGGUCAGACUGUGGCACUGGUUGGGGCUAGUGGGUGUGGCAAGUCUACCAUUGUACAGCUGCUUCAACGCUUCUAUGACCCAGAACAAGGAUCGAUCUUUGUGGAUGGCGUAAAUGUGAAGGAUCUGAACUUGAAGUGGCUACGAGAGCAUAUCGGGAUCGUGAGUCAAGAGCCAGUCCUGUUUGGAAACACGAUUGGAGAGAACAUACGCUUUGGCAACUUGAACGUCACACAAGAGGGCAUAGAGAGAGCGGCAAAGGAGGCCAACGCUCAUGACUUCAUCCUGCAACUACCUGAUAAAUAUGAGACGCUGGUAGGUGAGAGAGGGGCUCAAUUGAGUGGAGGACAGAAGCAGCGAAUCGCAAUAGCUCGAGCGCUCGUGCGUGACCCGAAGAUUCUGCUGCUUGAUGAGGCGACGUCAGCACUAGACAUGGAGAGUGAGGGGGUCGUACAGGAAGCACUGGAAAAGGCAAGCCAUGGAAGGACAACAGUGGUGAUAGCUCACCGCCUGUCCACCAUCAAGAAUGCAGACAUGAUCGCUAGUUUCCAGGACGGCAGGAUUGUGGAGAAGGGCACACACAAUGAACUCAUGGAGAAGGAGGGUAUCUACUACCAGCUCGUUACCAGACAGAGUACAGUCUCGGAGGAUGACCUGGAUGUUGAGAUGUUUGAGAAGCCCGAGGUUGAUCUUGUGCACUCCCCGGUUAAGCGUGCCCUGUCAAACCCCGGCAGUACAGGCCCAGCAAGCCCGGAUGAGACCACAGAGGAGGCUAAGAAGGAGAAGGUGAAUGCUGGGUUUGGGCGGAUCAUGCGCCUCAACGCCCCGGAAUGGUUCUUCAUUCUCCUUGGUUGCCUGUCAGCACUCAUCAAUGGUGGUCUCAUGCCCGCGUUUGCCAUCAUCUUUGCGGAAAUCCUGGGUGUGUUUCAACUCGUGGAUGAAGAUGAGCAGGAGAAGAAGAUCACAAUGUACUGCCUGCUCUUUGUAGGGAUCGGGCUGCUUAGUCUGGUUACUUACUUCCUUCAGGGAUACAUGUUUGGACGAUCUGGUGAGGCCCUCACACUUCGCUUACGAUCUAUUGUCUUCAAAACAAUGCUGAAACAGGAGAUGGCAUUCUUUGAUGACCAUGAGAACAAUGUGGGAGCCCUUUGUACCAGACUGUCAACAGAUGCCUCUCAAAUUCAGGGGAUGGCGGGAGUGCGUCUGGGAACGACCAUCCUGUCGCUGGGCAGCAUCCUGGCUGGGCUUAUUAUAGCAUUCAUCAUAAGCUGGAAGUUAACACUGCUCAUCAUUGCUUUCCUCCCUUUACUCAUGGUGGGAGGGAUGCUGCAGAUGAAGAUGUUGACCGGUGCGGCCGGCAAAAACAAGGAGGCACUGGAGAGCGCUGGCAAGGUAGCAAUUGAAUCCAUUGAAAACAUCCGCACUGUGGCCUCCCUCACUCGGGAGGGAAUGUUCCUUGACAAGUUCAUGCACGAGCUCAAUGGUCCGUUCCGUGAUGCCUUGAAGAAAGCCCAUGUGGUUGGUAUCGCCUUCUCCUUCUCUCAAGGAGUGAUCUUCUUUUGUUACGCAGCCUCGUUCUGGCUUGGGGCUUACCUUGUGGAGCAGAAGGAGCUGGACUAUGUGCAGGUGUUCAAAGCAUUCUCAGCCGUAGUGUUUGGUGGGAUGGCCAUAGGUCAGGCUAGCGCCAUGGCCCCUGAUGCGGCAAAGGCCCAGGUGUCAGCAGAACAGGUCUUCAAACUCCUGGACCGCAAACUGGCUAUUGGUGAUGAGGAGGAGAGGAAAAAUGCCAAAACUCCAGAGGGCAAGUUUUCAAGCACAGUCAGCUUCAAGAAUGUGAAGUUCCGGUACCCAACACGGCCAGACAUUGUGGUGCUUAAUGGGCUAGAUCUUGAGGUUGAGCCGGGCCAGACAGUAGCACUGGUUGGUAGCUCAGGGUGCGGCAAGUCCACCACUGUACAACUCACCGAGCGGUUCUACGACACAGAAAGCGGGGAAGUGAUGUUGGAUCAGUACAAUGUGCGUGACCUUGACCUAGCUUGGCUGAGAGGGCAGAUUGGCAUCGUAUCCCAGGAGCCGGUCUUGUUUGACCUCAGCAUCGCAGAGAACAUCGCGUAUGGAGACAAUACACGCCAAAUUCCCAUGGAUGAAAUCAUACAGGCAGCUAGAAGUGCCAACAUUCAUGACUUCAUCUCUUCCUUACCUGAUGGUUAUGACACAAAUGUAGGAGAGAAGGGGGCCCAGCUUAGUGGGGGUCAGAAACAGCGUGUUGCCAUUGCACGAGCUUUAGUGCGGAACCCCAAAAUACUUCUCCUUGAUGAGGCCACUUCUGCCCUCGAUACAGAGAGUGAAAAGGUAGUCCAGGAUGCAUUGGACCGUGCACGUGAAGGACGCACGUGCAUCGUAAUCGCCCACCGCCUCUCCACCAUCCAGAACGCUGAUAAGAUCUGUGUCAUCCGGCACGGCGUCGUCACCGAACAAGGGCGCCACUCUGAGCUCAUGAAGCAACAGGGCUUCUAUUACAAGUUAAACAUGGUCCAAGCCCGCACUAAAUAGACUGACAUAUGAUAGGCUAUGAAAAGACUGGCAACAUGUUUUUAUGCCCCCACAAAGUGGCGGCAUAUAGGGUUGCCCUUGUCCGUACGUACGUCUGUCUGUCUGUACGUACGUACGUCCCGAAGAUUGUUUCCGAUCUAAUUCUUGAAAACUGUUUGUCCAAUCCUCACCAAACUUUAAACACAUGUUUGUGACCAUAAUAUCUUGAUCAAGUUCGAUAGUCAUGGAAAUCGCUUUAGUCAUUUAGGAGUUACGGCCCUUUUUUGCCAAAAAUACUUCAAAAAUAUAUGUUUCCAAUCUAAUUCUUGAAAAGUAUGUGUCCAAUCCUCACCAAACUUUACAUACAUGAUUGUGACCAUAAUAUCUUGAUCAAGUUAGAUAGCCAUGGAAAUCGCUUUUGUCAUUUAGGAGUUACGGCCCUUUAUUUGCAAAAAAAGACUUGAGAUUAUCCUGAAUAAUCAUUAUGGCUUAUUUUCUGUGACAAAAAAUCGAAGUGGGGGCAUCCGUGUCCUAUGGACACAUUUCUAGUUGUAUUAGUUAUUGCAUUAUCAAAUACCUCAUGUGCUAACUUAAGAAAAACACCAAACCAACCAGAACUUAUGUAUAUAUAUUUUCAUAUAUUGUUAUACGUUAUUAUCAACCUCAAAUUGAUCAGAUGAUACCAAUAUUUCUUAUUACCAAAUGACAUAUUGUUACAAUUAUGCUGUUAUUUUUCAAGUUACUUAACUAUGAUAAAGUGUUUGUUAGCAUUUUAUCCUUCAGUUUGUUCUUUAAUUGGCCUUUUAUGGACUUUUGUCUUUAAUAUUAGAAAAUCCAAAUAUUUUGGAUAUGUAUAUUUUUAUUAAUUGAGAAUUCCUUAUCAAAAGCAUUAUUUUGUACUUUGUCAAUUGUGUUGAACUAUUACCCGGUAACUUAAUUUGCAGUUUGAGUGUGUUUAUUAAUCAUUUUUGUAUAAACUCAUUAUAUGCUUCAGGCUUUGUAAAUCUUUAGCCCAGAGAGUGCUUUUUAAGAAAUUUUAAUCAAGAAUCAUAUACCUUAUUAUGUCUUACUUAAAGAAUAGACACGAACACUAUGAACAUUAUGAACCUUUGUCUUCAUUAUUAAAUCAAUUUUCUUGACAUUAUUUCGUACCACAAAUCAUCAUACUGGCUAUAACAUACCAUAUUUAAUGUCGGUACCAUUUUUAUACUAACUAAAACUUUGUUAUGCUUCUUUACAUUAUGGUUGUAAAUUAUUAGCCAUUGUUUUAUAUGCACAAAUACAUGUAGUCCCAUAUCAGCGAGUUUAGGCUUACUCUUUAUUGAUGAUAUUUUUAUAAAUAGCUUGACCUCAGAUCUACUAGCAAUAUACAUGCAGUGCAAGCCUUCUGUUUGUCUGGAAAAAAACUGUAGUACCAUCCUAUUUUUUUAAUGGAUUUUCAUUUACAGGCAGGCCUAAGAAAUACACAUUCAUUGUACAUGCAAUAUUUCCGCCCUUUCUAUCACUGUCAGAUUGUUUUUGCAAUUGUUUGCAUUUGUCCAAUGUACAUGGAUAUUUAUUAAAAGUCUUUCUUCAAUAAAACAUAUCAUGAGGGUAUUUAAGAUGACCCUGUACCGGGUAAAAUAUCCUGGCAUUUAGUGUCGGCCCAUCUGACUAUAUUUUUUGCUGCCCCUAUGAGAACUGAUUUGGGUCUCCCCAAUCUCCGCCUACUUUUCGCAAUUAUCCAGCUAUUUACAAACAGAAUUAAACCCCAGAUCAUACAUUUUCUUGUAAGGAUGAAAUACAUCUACACUUGAUUUCACACAAGGCUUAAGCAAAUUGAAGCACUCAUUGUUAUCAUAUCGAUAUCAUAUUUGGCCCCACUUUCUCAAAAUUACUUAAUUGUUCAAAUUCUAAUUAAACACAUUUAAUCACUUUACAGUCUAGCAUGCUUUACAAUUAUAAUUGAUUUUAGUGUUAGAAACAUAUUUUCUGAUAGGAUAUAUUGAUGCAAUAUCUUGUUAAAAAAGAAAAGAAAAAAUGUUGAACAGCACAAAAUGUACUUAAUUAACAACUCAUGAAUAUUUACCAUCCUCAACUUUAUUUUGCAUAUUUGAUGACCCCAUAAAGGAAAUUCACACAAACUUUGGUUUUAACAGAAACAAAAAUCAAAAUAUGGAGGAAUCAGAAUGUAUUACCUUUCUAUUUACAAUAUACACACCAUUUAAAUACUCGGUUAUCUGUUUAAGAACUGCUGGGACCAGUUUUAAAAGAAACUUGAGGUAGUGAUAGGCUCAGUGUUGUCAUCAUGUGGGCCAUACAUGAAGCUCCCAGACCAUCAUAAAUAUAAAUUCUUGUAGUCUAGCAAUGCCUAUGACUGGCUGUUUUCUUCUCUAGUUAUGUCCCUCAGUUAACAGCUAAUAUCCACUUUUUGUUCAAACAUUUUGUAUGAUAUAAGAAUUUAAUACCUCUCAUUAAAAUUUUAUAUUACAAAUUUACUGAUUGUUAUCCAAAACAAAACUACAGCAGUUUGUGAAAUUUGGUCUUGCCAUUUAUUUUUCUUUAUAAAUAGAAUACCUGUACACAUCUUGUUUUCAGUCCAACUUUUACAAUUCUUUUACUUUACUUUUCUCAGUUUACUCAGUUUCCUUAAGGCUGGUAUUCCUUGAUCAUGCUGUCCAUGUUCUGUCUGCCUACGUUAAAACGGAACAUUAUAAAUAUUGUUCAGUCUGUUCCAUGUGUCUACUUUGCCUCUGGUCUAUGUCCGCUAUUGCACAGUUAGUGAUUUUAGAGAAUGGGACCAUUAAAGUGACAGGGUUUUGCUUUAAAAAAUAUAUAUAUAGAAAUAAUAGCAAAAACUCUUUCUGAUCAUUGAUUGAACUAAAAUACUUAAAAACACUGGUAUCAAUGAAAAAAUAUGUAUAAUGAAGUUUUUAAGUCUUUGUUCAAUUAGAAUGUGUUGUUGUUGUUUUUACAUAAAAUGGAACUUUUAAAUAAAUGCAUACCAAAUGUUUGUGUCUGUAAAUGUUAAUAACAAUUGUGACUAUUAAAAUAGAAUUACUUCAUAAUCAGAUGCUAUUUCUACUUAAAGAUAUGAUUGUCUACAUUAUUUUUUUGUGGAUAUGGAAUAUAAUUUCUGUUUUAAAAAUACUGAUGACAGAUGCUGACAGCGUGCUCAUGGAAAAUAGGCUUUAUGUUGCUCUGAGAUUGUUUUGUGAUGUUUUAAUAUUACUAAAGAUUGUAUUUUCCCCCUCAACAUGACACAAUCCAUGCAUGUACAAUCCUGCGUUGAGCUGUUCUACAUGUUGCUCACCUUGGAUCAUGACAUAAAAACAGCUUCUUGUAUAAUGUUUAUGUAUGGUUAUUAAAUGGUUCAAUCAAUACCUGUGGUGUAUAUGCAAUGCUAGAAAAUUUUGUACAACAAAUGUCCCCGACACAAUGUAUUGUUGAAAUCCAUACUAGAAAGAGCCAUUCUUACAUUCUGUAACCAUUACUUACAUGCUAUUUUAUUUUGUAUUUUAUGUUCUAGUGUAUUUACAUGUCGAUAUAAUCAAUGUACAUUGUAUAUUCAGAAAAUAGUUGUUUUAUUUAUAAAUAUUAUGCUGCAUGUCCAACACUGAACAAAUAUGUUUUAGAAGUCUUCUAAUUAUGAAAUAAAAAUCAGCUGUUGGCAUUUUUAACCUGGACAAGACGUGAUGACUUCCUUUAAACUAUAACAGUACUUGAACUUUCCCAAUUAUGAAGGAAUGUCAGGCUUUUAGAUCUGCCUUAUGAAUGAAAAUGGAAUUCUUGAAUAUUAGAUUUAUAUUUAUGCAUCAAACUUGCAUGCCAUGGGAAAUUUCAAUACCUUUAAUAUACUGGUUAUGCUUAGUUCUACAACAACUGUUGUAUCGCCUACGGGUUGACAUAGACGGCUUGUGUAUAUACAAUGUCAUGCUAGGUCGGAAGGCAACAUUUUGCUUGAAUGAAGACUUAAAACAAAGAUCAAAGGCCAGUCUGAGCCUCUUAAAGAGCCCCAUAUUCCUUUAAUUACCGGAUUUUGAUUAGGCGAUUGGGUUCCGCAAACACAUUGAAAAACUUGUUUUCGAAAUAAUCUUUUGACAGUGCUCCAUUAGGCAGCAGUUUUGUAAAAAGGUUUGUCAAAGUAUUUUAAGAAACUAAACUCUCUAUUUAACUCUGGUAAAAGACCAAGGUGGGGCUCUUUAAGUGGCGUAGCCUGCACUAUGGUUAAUUUAAAAUGGUGAAGAAAUGAUAAUGUUAUCUUUGUUUAAAGGUGUCAUUCGAAGCAAAAUUUUGGCUUCCAAGGAAGCAUUUAUGACGCAAUUUAUCACAUGGUAUACACAACCCAUUUUCAUGGUAAUAUUUAACAAGAUCGUUAUCAAUUAUGAACAUAUCACAGUACACUGCAUUGUUUACCAAGCUGAGAUAACAUCAUAUAUUGAUGGCCACUCUAAUAAAGAAUCUCAUUAUUGACUUUGUUAUGGUAAAUUAGUUUUUAUGCCCCCGAAGGUGGGCAUAUUAAAAUCGCACCGUCCGUCCGUCCGGCUCUGUAACUUUCCCUUGUAUGGACAGAUUUUAAAAUAACUUGCCACAUGUGUUCCACAUACCAAGACGACGUGUGGCGUGCAAGAUUCGUGUCCCUACCUCAAAGGUCAAGGUCACACUUAGUGUUUAUUCACAAUGGAGUGCUGCAUAUAAGGACAUAGAGUAUAGGUUGUCGUGUCCGGGCUGUAACUUUCUCUUGUAUGGACCGAUUUUAAAAUAACUUGCCAUAUGUGUACCACAUACCAAGACGACGUGUCGCGUGUAAGACCCGUGUCCCUACCUCAAAGGUCAAGGUCACACUUAGUGUUUAUUCACCAUAAGAGUGCUGCAUAUAAGCAUAGAGUAUAGGUUGUCGUGUCCGGACUGUAACUUUCUCUUGUAUGGACAGAUUUUAAAAUAACUUGCCAAAUGUGUUCCACAUACCAAGACGACGUGUCGCGUGCAAAACCCGUGUCCCUACCUCAAAGGUCAAGGUCACACUUAGUGUUUAUUCACCAUAAGAGUGCUGCAUAUAAGCAUAGAGUAUAGGUUGUCGUGUCCGGACUGUAACUUUCUCUUGUAUGGACAGAUUUUAAAAUAACUUGCCAAAUGUGUUCCACAUACCAAGACGACGUGUCGCGUGCAAAACCCGUGUCCCUACCUCAAAGGUCAAGGUCACACUUAGUGUUUAUUCACAAUGGAGUGCUGCAUAUAAGGACAUAGAGUACAGGUUGUCGUGUCUGGGCUGUUACUUUCUCUUGUUUAGACAGAUUUUAAAAUAACUUGCCACAUGUGUUCCACAUACCAAGACAAUGUGUCACGUGCAAGACCCGUGUCCCUACCUCAAAGGCCAAGGUCACACUUAGUGUUUAUUUACAAUGGAGUGCUGCAUAUAAGGACAUAGAGUAUAGGUUGUCGUGUCCGGGCUGUAACUUUCCCUUGUAUGGACAGAUUUGAAAAUAACUUGCCACAUGUGUUCCAUAUACCAAGAUGACGUGUCGCGUGCAAAACCCGUGUCCCUACCUCAAAGGUGAAGGUCACACAUAGUGUUUAUUCUAAAUGGAGUGCAACAUAUAAGGACAUAGAGUAUAGGUUGUCGUGUCCGGGCUGUAACUUUCCCUUGUAUGGACAGAUUUGAAAAUAACUUGCCACAUGUGUUCCACAUACCAAGACGACGUGUCGCGUGCAAGACCCGUGUCCCUACCUCAAAGGUCAAGGUCACACUUAGUGUUUAUUCACAAUGGAGUGCUGUAUACAAGGACAUAGGGUAUAGGUUGUCGAGUCCGGGCUGUAACUUUCCCUUGUAUGGACAGAUUUUAAAAUAACUUGCUACAUGUGUUCCACAUACGAAGACGACGUGUCCUGUGCAAGACCCAUGUCCCUACCUCUAAGGUGAAAGAUACACUAAGUGUUUAUUCACAAGGGAAUUCUGAAUAUAAGGACAUAACAGUGUAGGUUGUCAAGUAUGGGUGGUAUUUUUUUAUGUUAAGAGGAAAUUUAAAAUAACUUGCCAUAUGUAUUUAACACAUAAAGGCAAGAUCAAUUUUUCAUGUACUGACCUUGUUCGUAGGUCAAUGUCACAUUCGGGGGCAUUCGUCACAUACUGUGACAGCUCUUGUUCAUAUAGAAUUUGCUGCAGUAUAUUUGGGUAUGGCUUGAAAAAUAGUUAAAAAAGAGAGUCUUAUCUGGUAAAAAAGUACUAUGAGAGACUAAACUAAAUUGGUCAAAAUAGUUUGAAAUAAAAAAUCUCAGGAAAUGUUAUUGAUAUUCAUUUGCAAUUUUUUGUUUAUUGAUCAUAUUAAGUAUACACAUACACGGUCACAAUAUUAGUUUAUAUUAUACUUGUAUUUUGCAGUUUCAUCAUGUUUUUUAUGUUAUUGUUUUACUUGUAUCUAAUAAAUGUUGUUUAACA